Messenger RNA from Syngnathoides biaculeatus (alligator pipefish), 3656 nucleotides. RefSeq names its product itchy E3 ubiquitin protein ligase b (gene itchb). Gene Ontology annotation, biological process: ubiquitin-dependent protein catabolic process; protein K29-linked ubiquitination; protein K63-linked ubiquitination. The record is from RefSeq and is a predicted model, not a curated record. The coding region runs from base 188 to 2857 and encodes 889 amino acids. Lineage: Eukaryota; Metazoa; Chordata; Actinopteri; Syngnathiformes; Syngnathidae. Gene Ontology annotation, molecular function: ubiquitin protein ligase activity; protein binding. The transcript is spliced from 24 exons.
UCCGCCUUCGUCCCAGUCACGUGACACGAGUUUGGGAAGAUGGUCGAAGUUUGUGCUUCCUUCAAGUAAGCUCGCUAUCAAAACAGUCAGCCGAACAAGGGCUGGGACAUUUCUAUAAGGUUGACAGUUUGCCCUCUCGAGUCUCUCCUGGAGUGCGGGGCUGCAGGCUUCAUCCCAGCCCUAUGUCAUGGCAAGUGAAGUCGCCAAGGCGGGCAGUUCCAAUGGGUACCCUAUGAAGGCACAGUUACAAAUUAUUGUGUUAUCAGCAAAACUGAAAGAGAACAAGAAGAACUGGUUUGGUCCCAGUCCUUAUGUGGAAGUUAUUGUUGAUGGCCAGUCCAGGAAAACAGAGAAAUGCAACAACACCCACAGCCCCAAGUGGAAGCAGCCACUUACGUUGAUCGUGACUCCCUUCAGCAAGCUAGUGUUUCGAGUGUGGAGCCACCAAACCCUGAAAUCCGACAUCCUGCUUGGCAUGGCUAAGUUGGACCUCAGUGCCACACUCAAGUCUAACAACAUGAAAAUCUCUGACGUGGUGCAGACCAUAAAGCUGUUUACAGACCGAGACCAGACCGAUGUUGUGGGAGACCUUUGUGUCUGCUUGGAUGGUAUGACGGUUGACCCCGAAAUGUUCGCCAAGGCUGAAGUCGACCAUCAGAAUCUAUCAAACGGAGAAUCUCAUCCAAAUGGAGAACAUACCCCAAAACACAGCCGAGACAGUUCCCCGGCUGUAGACAGCGUUGAGCACCGCUCGUCUCCCCGGAGUCGAAAGUCAGGGACCGUCUCUGGCUCUCCCCUGGUGUCUUCAGGGAGUGGGCGGCCACUACGGCCACCCAGACCAUCCAGACCUCCUCCUCCAACCCCACGCAGACCCACGUCUUCACCAGCAUCUUCCAGCAGUAGCUCUACACCGGCUGAAAGCAGCAAUGGUCAGUCUGGUUCAGAGACACCUGUACGUAAUACUGUCCCGGGGCCCUCAGCAGCCCCAGACUCCAGUCCUUCGGUGGGUUCAGACAGGAACACUGUAUCUUCAGCAUCUAGCUCUGGAACUCCAGCAACCAGACAGCCGAUGAGCAGCAUCAGCCCUGCUGUCUCAUCCCGGGUCCCUGCGGUCAGCUCUGGACCUUUGCCUCCAGGAUGGGAGCAGAGGAUUGAUCAGAAUGGCAGGUUAUAUUUUGUUGACCACGUAGAAAAGAGAACAACAUGGGAGCGCCCUGAACCCUUACCUCCAGGCUGGGAACGUCGUGUUGACCAGAUGGGCCGCGUUUACUUUGUUGACCACAUUACGAGGACCACCACCUGGCAGCGUCCCACAGUGGAGACUGUUCGCAACUACGAGCAGUGGCAGCACCAACGCAACCAGUUGCAGGGCGCCAUGCAACAGUUCAACCAGAGGUUUAUAAUUGGGGGACAGGACCAGGGGGCAACUACACAGAAUAAGGAGUAUGAUCCUCUUGGACCUUUGCCAAAUGGAUGGGAGAAGAGAACAGACAGCAAUGGGAGAGUGUAUUUUGUGCAUCAUCCUACACGGUCAACACAGUGGGAAGACCCUCGGUCACAAGGGUUGCUCAAUGAGAAGCCACUUCCAGAGGGAUGGGAGAUGAGGUUUACUGUAGAGGGUAUCCCCUAUUUUGUAGACCACAACCGAAGAACUACGACCUACAUUGACCCUCGCACUGGAAAAUCCUCACUAGAAAAUGGACCUCAGAUCACCUACGUCAGAGACUUCAAAGCCAAAGUACAAUACUUCAGAUUUUGGUGCCAGCAACUGUCAAUGCCUCAACACAUCAAGAUCAAUGUGUCACGAAAAACUCUGUUUGAGGACUCCUUCCAGCAAAUAAUGAGCUUCAACGCUCAGGAUUUGCGUAGAAGACUGUGGAUUAUCUUCCCUGGAGAAGAAGGCCUUGACUAUGGAGGUGUUGCCAGGGAAUGGUUCUUCCUUUUGUCUCAUGAGGUGUUGAACCCCAUGUACUGCCUGUUUGAAUAUGCUGGAAAAGAAAAUUACUGUCUCCAGAUCAACCCCGCCUCCUACAUCAAUCCUGACCACCUUAAGUAUUUCAAAUUCAUUGGCCGCUUCAUUGCCAUGGCACUUUUCCACAGCAAGUUCAUAGACACAGGAUUCUCGUUGCCGUUUUACAAGCGCAUCCUGAACAAGCCUUUGGCCCUCAAGGACCUUGAGUCAGUAGACCCAGAGUUCUAUAACUCCCUCAUUUGGAUCAAGGACAACAACAUCGAAGAGUGUGGCCUGGAAAUGUUCUUCUGUGUUGACAAAGAAAUCUUAGGGGAAAUCACUACACACGACCUGAAACCUGGCGGUGGAGACAUCCAAGUUACGGAGGAGAAUAAGGAGGAGUACAUCAGGUUGGUAGCAGAGUGGAGGCUUUCCAGAGGAGUGGAAGAGCAGACCCAGGCAUUUUUUGAAGGCUUCAAUGAGGUCCUCCCACAGCAGUACUUGCAGUAUUUUGAUGCCAAAGAGCUGGAGGUGAUGCUGUGUGGCAUGCAGGAAAUUGACCUUGCUGACUGGCAAAGAAAUACCAUCUACAGACACUAUCCCCGCGGGAGCAAGCAGAUCAUGUGGUUCUGGCAGUUCGUAAAAGAGAUGGACAAUGAGAAGAGAAUGAGGUUGCUACAGUUUGUCACUGGUACCUGUCGUCUGCCCGUUGGAGGCUUUGCUGACCUCAUGGGGAGCAAUGGUCCACAGAAGUUCUGUAUUGAGAAGGUGGGAAAGGAAAACUGGCUUCCCAGAAGUCACACAUGUUUCAACAGAUUGGACUUGCCUCCUUACAAGAGCUACGACCAGCUUAAAGAGAAGCUGAUGUUCGCCAUUGAGGAGACGGAAGGCUUCGGACAGGAGUGAUAUUUUGCAGCGGCUGUGGUGAUGAAAUGCCAGGUAUCGGGAUCGAAACCGCCGGGUUGAAAUCGGGGAGCCUUCCUAUUCCAUGAGUCGGCAGGUUCCACGCCCGGCGGUAUUAUAUUUAUUACAGCCACCGCCAAAGGAAAAGCUUUUAAUUAGAAGUCUGUCGAAACCAAAAUCCCCCAAAUUUAUCCUGGACUUCAGAAUGGGUGCCGUAUUAUGUAGGCAUGGGAGUGUUUUCCACACCAUCUUAGCAGCAACGUAUCACUGGGAGGUAACGUUGCAGUCUUGUCAAGUAGCUAAUUCGUCAAAGUAGUCAUUGCUAUGAUAGUUUUUCGGGGUGAAAAGUGGGUAAAGAGUCAUCAAAAUUAAGAAGAUUAUAUUGUUGGCUCUUAAUUAAAAUACAUCCACCAUGAUGAUUGUCACUUUUCUCACCUGUAGCUCUCCCGCUAACAAGGUUUUUUUUUAAAAAAAUUAGAUUUGUCUCUCAUGUCUUUAAGAAACAAUAACAAAAUGAUGCUACGCAUUAAACCAAACCAUGGUGCUAGCGCACUCAUUUGGGAGAUGAUCCUUGAGAAGCAGCCCUGAACGGCUCCAUGAUUGUCACCAUCGUUAGCAGUAUUUUUCGUGUCGGAGGCUUACUGCAAUGGCAGCGUUGGGGAAAAAAAAAAGUCCUAGUUUUAUAGGACCACUGUGUGAAAGUUGUCGUUUUGAGAUUAGGGAAAUAGGUCGUCAUUGAUACUAGUUUCUGUUUUCUGGUAUUGUUUUUUUUUUUUUUUUUUUUUUUUGUCAAAAACAUGAC